CGAGCGUGUGUGCGAGUGUGCGCGGACGCGCGCGGGCCCGGGAGGAGGCUCCCGAGUGAGUGGGUCCCGGCGGCCGCAGCCUGCUCCCCGCGGCCCCGAUGUGAGGGAAUCGGGGAGGCCAGCGGUGCGGCAGGGGAGGGCGAGGCAUGUGCAUGGGCCGGGGGGUACAGCAGCCGCCCGAGGACGAGGGGGACGGCGGCGGCGAGGAGGAGAGCGGGGGGCUCGCGGCGGCGGGCCCUGGCCGAGGGGAUGCAACGGACUGUGUGUGUCUGGCUGUAGCGGGCGCGAGGAGGCAACAAGGCGCGGGGGACCCGCGUGAGGGGCGACCAGGAGGCGGCGGCGGCGGCGGCGACGAGUAGCGGCGGGACCGGCGGCGAGGGCAGCCCUGCCAUGCACGUUCCUUUCCCGCGGCCAUGUUAACCAGGAAACCUUCAGCCGCCGCUCCUGCCGCCUACCCGACCGGCCGAGGAGGGGACACCGCCGUUCGCCAGCUUCAGGCUUCCCCGGGGAUCGGCGCCGGGGCUCCCCGAAGCGGAGUGGGGACCGGCCCGCCCUCUCCCAUCGCCCUGCCGCCUCUCCGGGCCAGCAACGCUGCCACCGCAGCCCACACGAUUGGCGGCGGGAGGCACACCAUGAAUGACCACCUCCACAUCAGCAGCCACAGCCACGGGCAGAUCCAGGUUCAGCAGCUGUUUGAGGAUAACAGUAACAAAAGGACAGUGCUUACAACACAGCCAAAUGGGCUUACGACAGUGGGCAAGACAGGCUUGCCUGUGGUGCCAGAGCGGCAGCUGGACGGCAUUCACAGACGGCAGGGGAGUUCCACCUCUCUGAAGUCCAUGGAAAGCAUGGGGAAGAUGAAAGCCACCCCCAUGACGCCCGAACAAGCGAUGAAGCAAUACAUGCAAAAACUCACGGCCUUUGAACACCAUGAGAUCUUUAGCUACCCUGAAAUAUAUUUCUUGGGUCCAAAUGCUAAGAAGCGCCAAGGCAUGACAGGUGGACCCAACAACGGUGGUUAUGAUGAUGACCAGGGAUCAUAUGUGCAGGUGCCCCAUGAUCAUGUGGCUUACAGGUACGAGGUCCUCAAAGUCAUUGGGAAGGGAAGCUUUGGGCAGGUGGUCAAGGCCUAUGACCACAAAGUCCACCAGCAUGUGGCCCUGAAGAUGGUGCGCAACGAGAAGCGCUUCCACCGGCAGGCGGCAGAGGAGAUCCGCAUCCUGGAGCACCUGCGGAAACAGGAUAAGGACAACACCAUGAACGUCAUCCACAUGCUGGAGAAUUUUACUUUCCGCAACCACAUCUGCAUGACGUUUGAGUUGCUGAGCAUGAACCUCUACGAGCUCAUCAAGAAGAAUAAGUUCCAGGGCUUCAGCCUGCCUCUGGUGCGCAAGUUUGCUCACUCGAUUCUGCAAUGCUUGGAUGCGCUGCACAAAAACAGAAUAAUCCACUGUGACCUUAAACCCGAGAACAUUUUGUUAAAGCAGCAGGGUAGAAGCAGUAUUAAAGUGAUUGACUUCGGCUCCAGUUGUUAUGAGCACCAGCGUGUUUACACGUACAUCCAGUCGCGCUUUUACCGGGCUCCGGAAGUGAUCCUUGGAGCCAGGUAUGGCAUGCCCAUUGAUAUGUGGAGCCUGGGUUGCAUCCUUGCGGAACUCCUGACGGGUUACCCCCUCUUGCCUGGGGAGGAUGAAGGGGACCAGCUAGCUUGUAUGAUUGAACUUUUGGGCAUGCCCUCCCAGAAACUCCUGGAUGCUUCCAAACGAGCCAAGAAUUUCGUGAGCUCCAAGGGUUACCCCCGCUACUGCACUGUCACGACUCUUUCAGAUGGCUCCGUGGUCCUCAAUGGAGGCCGAUCCCGGAGAGGGAAACUGAGGGGUCCGCCAGAGAGCAGAGAGUGGGGGAACGCACUGAAGGGAUGCGAUGAUCCUCUUUUCCUUGACUUCUUAAAACAGUGUUUGGAGUGGGAUCCCGCAGUCCGCAUGACCCCGGGCCAGGCUCUGCGGCACCCCUGGCUCAGGAGGCGCUUGCCAAAGCCUCCGACCGGGGAGAAGACUGCGGUGAAGAGGGUCACGGACAGCACUGGUGCUAUCACGUCGAUUUCCAAGUUACCUCCACCUUCCAGCUCAGCUUCCAAGCUGAGGACUAAUUUGGCACAGAUGACAGAUGCCAAUGGGAAUAUUCAGCAAAGGACAGUGUUGCCAAAACUCGUUAGCUGAGCUCCAGUCCCCUAAUGCUGGCAAGCUGAAAAAUGCGUUAUAGCUGAGCCUUAUUGGGUUGAAAAGUGUAGCUCAGACCUGUUUUUAUUUGCUCAAAAAACUCGACUCAUUUGUAUCUUUUCAGCACUUGAUGUAAGACAGUUUGUUUUGUUUUUAUAAAAUACAUGGGGACAAUGCUUUAAGUUUUUAUACUUUCUCAAACUGUUUUUUUCCCCCUUCCUUGUGUUCUAAAAGUAAGAUGAGCCUUACUGUAUUUCGUGUGGCUGAGUGAUCAUCAUAUCAGUGGCAGGCCAUUGGUUUUUUUCAUGACUGCCACACAUUUACAGAUUGGUCAAACACAUUCAAGAUGUUUUCAUGGUUUGUCCUCUAUGCUUUCCAGGGAGGUGGCCCCCGGGGACCCUCCUUCUCUCUUCGUGCUCCGGGUUCACACAGGAGCUGCACACCCUGCUUCCAAAUUUUGUAAAUUAACCUGGGUCAGAGCGGAAGUGGAAGAAGAAGGGUCAGUGUGAAAAUCUCUAGGAAAAGCUGCACUUUAGAGAUUGUCUUUUUUUCUUAUGGUGUAUUCAGACAAUUACAAACUAGAUUGCCCAGGUUUCAACUGCCCAUUUAACAUUCUGACGUUCUGCAGCCACCAGGCAAUGUUUAGUAGCUAAGUAGAAAUUGAGACGUGUGAAUUCCUCCCAAGGCUCUGGGAAGAUGGGAAGCUGUCAUAAUCAGGAAGCCGCCUGGUUUUGGAAUUGGUUUUUCACCUAAUUUUAGGACAUUUCCCCACUGUUCCCUGUUUCCCUUUCUCUUGUCUCUGUCCUCUUUAUUUCACACAUCUGUCGCUUGCAUUUAGUGCGUCCUUUUCCUCCAGCUGUCUAUCCCGGACUGUUAAUGCAGAGAGCCAUUUCAGCUGCUAUUAUGUCCAGAGUUUCAUGCCUCAGUUUCCAAAAGAACAUCGGCCUAGCUACCUAAGGGGGAUUUCCAUAGUUCCAAAGAAGGUUUAGCCGGCUGGACUGAGUUCACACUUGUAGGCGUCGCUGAGGUUCCCUCAGCCUGGGAAAACAUCAAUCAACUCUCCUUAGAAAGCAAAAGGGUUGAAAAUCCUCUUGGCAAAGAGAAGUCACUGUGGCCAUUCAGUUGGGCCAGUUUUAACAACACAUUGAAGGGAGGAGAAAUUCAAUCUUGAGUUAAAUGGUUUGACUUAUUCUUUGAUUUGUUAGAAGAGCCAUGGAAACUGCAUCCCUCUGUUUACUUACUUUCUUUUUGGAUUGCACUGAGUGUUUUUGUGGGGAUGACACUUUACCUGAAAGAGUAACUGAGAGUUAGGUAAAAGAAUAUUUUCUUCUCUGAAUAAUAAUUAUUUUCACACUGAAAAUUUCAGUAUUUUAUCACUAAAAGAUGAACAGUGAUAUAUAUCAAUUUCAAGGCACGUGAAAAGAAUUUUUUUAGUAUGUGCAAUUUAAUAGAGAAAGAUUUCUGCCUGUUUGGACAGUAGGUUUUGGAUAGUAAAAAUUAGGAUAAAUAAUCUUUUAUAUGCACAGAUAUUAUUGUAUUGCCUGUAAAUCGAUUUACAUGUACUUAAAGCAUGGUCCCCAGUGAGGCCAAGAAAGUUUCCGGUUAAGUUUUGUUUUUUGUUUGUUUGUUUUUUUAAUUCUAUGUUUUCUCUUAUUUAAAAAAAUCAAAAGCAAAAACAAAAAACAAAACAAAAAACCAAAAAAAAAAACCCACAAACAAACAGAAAGUCAUUUUGAAUAAAACAUUUUUCUUAUCUUGAGGCUUUGCCAGUUGAUGGUGGAAAACUAUGCUCAGGAAUUAUUUCAAGUAUUUGCCAAAAAUCAGUAAUAAGAUUAGCUAUUAAUAAGUUAGCGAUAUCGCUGUUUGCUUUACUAUUUAAGGAUGCCAUUGAUAGAUUAAUUUGUCCCUUCUGUACUUAGCAAUGAUAGCUUGUUUCCCUAGUUGGAUUCUUUAGCAUAUUCUACACAUUUCUGUGUAAUCUGUGAAGUGCAAUACUACGUCAGUAAGUUACAUUUUAGAUGAUGCUCAUGUGACAGGACCCCCAAUCAGUGGCUUAUAGGACUUAAAAUUUUGUGUAUUUAUUUUUAAAACAUUGGCUGAAAGGCAUGAGAAAUACAGGAUUUGGUCUGGGGACUUUUGGAAAACAAUGAGUCUCUUAGUGAUGGUCAGUGUCUUCAGGUCACUAAAAUAAAUUUAAAAUCUACAAAAGCUGCUCUCCCUUCCCAAGGCGCCUGUUUUGCUCCCACUCCCACCUAGUUUGAGCCUGAGCCUGCUGCUACCAACUCCCCGAUAACACAGCUAUACUCGCAGCAGUUUAGACGUGGAUUAAAAUUGCUUGUCUGUUUCCCCCACCACACAAAACUGGUUCUUCUGAUGCCAGCAGAACAUUUGUGAUGAGCUUUAUCCACAAAUGCAACCGGAAACUUUGAAGCCAAACUAUGAUGUGCUAUGGGGCUUUUCCUUCCUUCCUUCCUUCCUUCCUUCCUUCCUUCCUUCCUUCCUUCUUUUCUCUCUUUUUUUCUUCCCCCAACCACAUGAAAUUUCUUUUAUUCACGAAAGCCGCCAUGUUUCAACAUUUACUGAUACAGCUGCUUUGAGAAAAUCCUAUUUAAUUAUUGUGUCUAAAACGAAACUGUUGCCUCUUGGGGAUCUUAAAACCUAAAUAAAGGGCUCUGAUAGGCUUCUAGGAGUUGGCUUGGAAGCGGUCCUUGGGCUCGCAGGUUACCAUUGUCUAGGGAGGUCUGAGCUGUUUUCAGGUUUAGGAAUAGCACAGUGUCGUCUUGUCUUUGGUUGCAGUCUCAUUUGGCUCCGUCUCCUGCACUACCAGAGUUCUUAGCACAACAGUGGAACACUGAGUGAUGCAAGGCAGUGUAGAUUAACAUCUUACAGGAGAAAUUGUGCCCUUAGUGUUAACGAUGUGCCUUUUGUUCUGGAUGCCAUGUUGUAGGGCAUGCAUCUUUUGGCCUCUUUAACUCUUUGAACUAGAGGUAGUAAUGAUGGAAGCCACCUCUGCAAAGAUAACAUCUGUCUUAAAUAUCUAGAUUUAUAGGCCUUAAUAGAAACCAUAAGGCGUGAAUCGUCCUUGGGCGCUGAGCAAGAUAACCAUCGGUUAGUUACAUCAGGAAUCCCUGUGUUUAAAGGGUUAAAGAUGGUCUUUGUUGUAUCUGAACAUCAGACUGAUUUUUUAAAUGAUAUUUUUUUGUUAUGCUAACACUAGACAAAAAUCAACUGUAUUUGUAAAAAUUUACCUCAAACCUUUUAUUUUAUAGUGUGAUUAAUCCCAGGGCAUUUGGUAUGAACCAAAGUGCAUUCCUUUUUUUAUGUGCCUGGCUCUAGUGAGGAUGGCCAGGGAUUUUUACAAUUUGGGUGCAAGGCACUUAAGCCACUUUUAAACUUACUGGGUGGUGUGGAGUCAUGUCAAGUGGCCCCAUCAGAAUGUUAAAAACACUUUAGGCAUCGGUAGCAUUGGGCCAUAUUGGAAUCUUAAAAAGCAUGAAUUAUUUUAAAGAGAGCAUUCAUUUUUGUAAUUUUUUUCAUCAAGACUAUUUCUGGUAAGCAGAAGAUUUUUAAAAUACAAACCAACUGAUUUGGCUGGUGAAGGUUUUAAUAUUGCCCCACACAAUGCUGUGGUAGCGUUUAGAAGCAAAAGUAUUUGUGGACUCUGUUUUUAGGGGCUGUGCAUCUCUGAUAUGGACACAUAUAAUUCAUUGUAAUUAUACCCAGCUCAACUGGUACAGUUAUGUCUAGGCCGUGGCUCGGGUUUUUAUCGAGCAACAACUCAGACACGUGACUGUUAUCAUGCUGCAACGGUGUGUACUGAACAUAUGUGAAAUGGUUGAAUGUGGACUGUGUAUAUAUGUAUGUACAAACUUCUGUGAGAUGCUGCUGUCGCCACUUGACAUGGAAAGUGUUCUAGUGGGUUGGAAUCCUAGUGGCCAGUUCUAUGAUACUGUAUGUAUUGUACGGCUGAUGACGGGGUAAGACUGUUUAGUGAAAUUUGUUAAAUUUUAUUGUUGUGGCCAGAGAUAAUUUCAGAAUAAAAUUUUAAUGUCCUACCUUAA
Molecule: messenger RNA, 6280 nt
Organism: Microtus oregoni (creeping vole)
Lineage: Eukaryota; Metazoa; Chordata; Mammalia; Rodentia; Cricetidae
Gene: Dyrk2
Product: dual specificity tyrosine phosphorylation regulated kinase 2
Exons: 3
Coding region: 414-2219 (601 amino acids)
Biological process (GO): peptidyl-serine phosphorylation; peptidyl-threonine phosphorylation
Cellular component (GO): nucleus
Molecular function (GO): ATP binding; protein serine/threonine kinase activity; protein serine/threonine/tyrosine kinase activity
Source: RefSeq, a predicted model, not a curated record